Molecule: messenger RNA, 955 nt
Organism: Zingiber officinale
Lineage: Eukaryota; Viridiplantae; Streptophyta; Magnoliopsida; Zingiberales; Zingiberaceae
Product: transcription repressor OFP13-like
Exons: 1
Coding region: 101-724 (207 amino acids)
Biological process (GO): negative regulation of DNA-templated transcription
Source: RefSeq, a predicted model, not a curated record
UCUCACGUACUGUUAUCGGCCGCCAUUAAUGCAGGCCUCGACCUCGCCUUCUUGUUAGUAGUUACGCGGAUUUUCCGCUUCUUCUCAUCCUUCAGAAUUCAUGGGCAAGAGGCUGAGCCUCGGCUCGCUCUUGCUCAAGCUCCGGCACGCGCCGUCGCCGUGGCCCUCCUGCAAGCAGCCCAAGACCGAGUCCUUCCGCGACGCCGCCGUCUACGGCACCGUCAACUCAGUCUACUUCGACUCUGCCGAGUCCUGCUUCACGCAUUCAUCCACGUCGGAGGCGCCGGAGAGCUUCUCGACGCUGUCGGAGGAGCUGGCGGUCGUGCCUCUGCGUCCGGCCGACCGGAUCUCUUUCCGGCGGUCCGGAGAUACCAGCUCGAUCCUGGAGGACUCGAAGCCGAGCAGCGGCGGUGUUGACGACGACGAAGAUACGGCGCCGCCGUUUGAGGGCGGCAUUUCGCUGGCCGUAGACUCCGAGGACCCUUACUGCGACUUCCGGCGAUCCAUGGAAGAGAUGGUGGCGGCGCACGGUCUCAGCGACUGGAGGCGCCUCGAAGCGUUGCUGAUUUGGUACUUGAGGGUCAACCGGAAGAAGACGCAUGGGUUCAUCUUUGGGGCCUUUGCCGACUUGCUUGUUGCCCUCGCUGCUUCCCCUGCUUCCUCUUCCUCCAAUUCAUUUGGGGCCGUGGAAAUCAAGGAGCAUGAAUCAAGUGAAACCACUUAAAUUCUUCUUUAAUAUCAAUAUUGAAGAGAUUGGGAUCCUUUCCCCUAUAUGAUUCCUAACUCGUUGUCUCUGAUCAUCUGUCUUUCCUCUCCUGCUGGCCUGUUUUAUUUUCUGAGUUCCCAGAUCCUGUGGAGUUGAUCAUUUUAAAGUAUUUCCAGUGUACAGUAUUCGGGGUUCAGGGAACUCUCAAAUUGUAAGUUUUUCUGAUCAAAUAUAUAUGAACUAUAUCCA